Molecule: messenger RNA, 750 nt
Organism: Suillus subaureus
Lineage: Eukaryota; Fungi; Basidiomycota; Agaricomycetes; Boletales; Suillaceae
Product: Mss4-like protein
Exons: 3
Coding region: 1-750 (249 amino acids)
Molecular function (GO): carbon-sulfur lyase activity
Source: RefSeq, a predicted model, not a curated record
AUGUCGCUCACAACAAACGUUCAUCUAGAAUCACAAACCAAGACUGGGUCUCAUUCUUGCUCCCCCUGUCCUUCGCCCGAAGGUCACACCCACCAAGCUGACCACUCAGCUGGCAAAAAGUCCAUUCCCAAUACUGGCUGGUGUGAUUCUCCUCCCAUCCCCUCAUGUGAUGGCAGUGAUUCUGAGAAAGAUUGGAUGUUAAAGCUGCCAUACAAUUGGUCACCAGUGUGUGGUCCAGACAGUGAGGAGCUCUUCAAGACAAAAUAUGAGUCGUCCUGCUGGUGCAGUGCAGUGCAUUUUGCAUUUUUGGGCGACCCAUUUGAUGCGAAGCAUUGUCACUGUAGACAAUGCCAAUGGCUGCACAGUGCCCCAUUUCAGUGGGUGGUCAUCUUCCCAAAGACAAGUGUUCGGAUUCUGGAGAAUAACAGCGAUGCUCUUCACUGCUUCUCUACCACAACGAAAAAGGCUAGUCAUCAUGUCCCGUGCAAAGUCUCCUGCGACAUCUGUUGGGUGCCACUUUUUGAUGAGGGGAAGCGCAUGGUGCUUGCAUACCCAAGUCACUAUGGUGGAGUCCCUCUUGAGUUUCAACCCAGUUGCCAUAUUUUCUAUGGCCAGCGCAUCAUGGAAGUGUAUGAUGGAAUCCCAAAGUGGAGAGGCCAUAAGGAUGACAGUGAGCUCAUGCAGGAGAUGAGCAAUGUGUCAGGUGUUAUGCCUAGAUACAAGGGGUAUGAUGAGGGGCUACACCCAUGA